Molecule: messenger RNA, 573 nt
Organism: Durusdinium trenchii
Lineage: Eukaryota; Dinophyceae; Suessiales; Symbiodiniaceae
Source: the annotation of a GenBank genome assembly
AUGGAUUCACAUGUUGCCCUUGACAUUCCUACAACCAGACUAGGUUUUGUCUUCCCAAGUGGUGGUCUUCAGGCCGAAGAUGAGGUGAUCUUGGAAGCUCACCACAUUGAGCAUCCCCAUCGGGAGUUCCUCGCCACUGAGAUUUUCUUGACAUCAUCGAAACAAAAUAUCGUCAUCAAGGGCUGGACUGGGCCUGGGAAGAAGCGCCCUUUGAAAUGGCACUCCUUCGGCAAGCGUGGGCGACAGAUUAAUGAGCUGAUCUUCGAUGAUUCUGUUCUGACUGGCAUUCGCCACAUGAGGCAGGGCAACUUUGUGCGGAAAAGGAAGAGCGCGAGGAAAGCAUCAUCUCCCACGGCCGGUACCACUGCGUUGGUGGUCAAGAACCAAGAGAUGGUAGCCGAUGUUGGAAUGGAAGGUUGGGACCUGCUAAGAGAGGGCUGUGUGAGGGCAGGUAGUUUGGUAGCUGAAGAGCCGAAGGUUCAGGUCGACAUGUGCUGUGGCUCGAUGUCAGCUGAGCUUUCUUCAUGGCGCUGGGCGAAACCCCUGUCGAUCAUUGUAGAUCAGCAAGCAUGA